This is a messenger RNA of Elgaria multicarinata webbii, 4346 nucleotides long. RefSeq names its product DDHD domain containing 2 (gene DDHD2). The record is from RefSeq and is a predicted model, not a curated record. The transcript has 18 exons. Lineage: Eukaryota; Metazoa; Chordata; Lepidosauria; Squamata; Anguidae. Gene Ontology annotation, cellular component: COPII-coated ER to Golgi transport vesicle; cytoplasm. Gene Ontology annotation, molecular function: metal ion binding; glycerophospholipase activity; triacylglycerol lipase activity. Bases 82 to 2214 code for a protein of 710 amino acids.
CCGCGCUGGCCGGGGAAGGAAGCGAGCGAGGCAGACGCUGCGGGCUCCGGGGAGACGUCGCGGCCUGGCCGCCUGGGUGCGAUGUCAACAGCAGAACAGCAACCAACGGAGGCCUCUCAAUCCUCUAACUCUAAUUCAUCCAGCUACUAUGAAGCAGUGGAAACAAAUGAGGCAAAUAAGUAUGAGCCAGUUGCUCCCCAUUGGUUUUAUUGCAAAGAAGUAGAUUCCAAAGAGAGAUGGAUUCCUUUCAGUAAACAAGACUCAGAGAAGUUGGAAAUUGCCCAUCUAUCCAGCAAGCACUGCGAUGAACUAGUUGUCCCAACGGAAGGGGGAAGAUACGAUGUGCAUUUGAAGAAGAGGCUACGGUAUGCUGUUUUCUGGGAGGAAUCUGAGUCUGAAGUGAGACGCUGCACUUGGUUUUAUAAGGGAGAGAAAGACAACAGAUAUAUUCCAUACCCUGAAAGCUUCAGUGAGGAGUUGGAGGACACCUAUAUGAUCUGUGUGACCUUAGAUGAGUGGAAAAAGAAACUGGAAUCCCCAACUAGAGAAAUAAUCAUAUUGCAUAACCCAAAGUUGAUGGUACAUUACCAUCCAGUAGCAAUCACUGAUGACUGGGGCACAAGCUCCACAGAACAAGGCCGGCCAAGAACUGUGAAGAGAGGAGUGGAAAAUAUUUCUAUAGAACUCCCUAAUGGGGAACCUUUGCAAAUAGAUCAUUUGGUUUUUGUUGUUCAUGGAAUUGGCCCUGCCUGUGAUAUUCGGUUCCGAAGUAUCGUCCAGUGUGUCAAUGACUUCCGCAACGUUUCCUUGAACAUGCUGCCAGCGCACUUCAAGAAAGCUCAGGAGCAGCAACACAUUGGCCGGGUAGAAUUCCUCCCAGUGAACUGGCACAGUACUUUGCAUACCGGAGUGGAUGUAGACUUGGAGAGAAUCACCUUGCCGAGCAUCAAUCGCUUGCGUCAUUUCAUCAAUGAUACCAUACUGGAUGUUUUCUUCUAUAAUAGCUCCACCUACUGUCAGACUAUUGUGGAUACAGUUGCUUCAGAAAUGAACCGGAUCUACUUGCUCUUCUUGGAGAGGAAUCCUGACUUUAAAGGGGGUGUCUCAAUAGCAGGUCACAGUUUAGGGUCACUUAUAUUGUUUGAUCUUCUCACAAAUCAAAAAUGCACACCUGAUGGAGAGGAAGAUAAAAAUGAGGGGUCACAAAUGCUAGCAACUGGCUAUGAAGACAAUGGCUCUGUGCGGGACAUUUUGACAGAACUUGAGCUUUUGGAAUACUGCUCUAUAUUUGAGAAGGAGAAAGUGGACAGACAAGCACUGGCCUUAUGCACGGAAAAGGAACUUAAAGGCAUGGGAAUUCCUUUGGGACCCAGGAUGAAAAUUCUGCACUAUCUAAGAAACAACAUCAGCAACCAGCAUUCUCAAGUGCAGGCCCCUACAGCUUCUGGGGAAGGUGGAGAUGCCAAACAGGAGGCAGCUGAAAAACCCACACAUGAAGAGAUGAGUUGUCGACGUUUGGAUGUUGUGACAGGGCAGGUUACUGCAAACUACCCACAGCUAAUCUACAAGCCACAGAUCUUCUUUGCCUUUGGGUCCCCCAUUGGGAUGUUCCUCACAGUUCGAGGUGUAAAUAGGAUUGAUCCGAGCUACAGACUGCCUACUUGCAACGGCUUCUUCAAUGUCUUUCAUCCUUUUGACCCAGUGGCAUACAGGAUUGAACCCUUGAUUGUCCCGGACGUGGAGUUUGAGCCCAUGUUGCUUCCUCAUCACAAAGGCAGGAAGAGGAUGCAUUUAGAGCUGAAGGAAGGCCUUACACGGAUGAGCAUGGACCUCAAAAACAACUUGCUGGGCUCUUUGAGGACGGCCUGGCAGUCGUUCACCCGGACUUCAUUGCCAGCUGUGGAGGCAGGAGCUCCUGUAGAGGCUGAACACGAAUUGGAAGCUGAAGCAAGUUCAGAGAAGCAAAGUGAGGAGAAACCAGAGGAGCCAGCCACAGCGGUGAAAGAAGAGCCCACUCCCAUUAAUGUGGGCAUGCUGAAUGGAGGCCACCGCAUUGACUAUGUGCUUCAAGAGAAGCCAAUUGAAAGUUUUAAUGAGUAUCUGUUUGCACUGCAAGGCCAUCUCUGCUACUGGGAAUCGGAGGACACAGUGUUGUUGGUGCUGAAAGAGAUUUAUCAAACAAUGUGCAUCAACAUGGACCAGCCUCUUCUGUAAAGUGACUGACCAGCUGCCCUGGCCCAGUUACCAAAUACGUACUCCACAGUGAAAGCUCAUUGGGACUCGUGUCCGCCUUCCUCUUCUCUCAUUUGUUGCUGAUGUGCCCAGCAUGCUUCUCACUCCCUGCCUGGAGUUCUGGAGAGACCAUCACCCCAGAAAAUGCAGCAAGCACUGGAUAUCACUACCUAACUCUUGACUGCACCUGGUGUUCACUUACUCUCCAGAAUACAUCCUAUGGUUAAGAGGCCAGUGUGUGUCACGUUGCAAUGCCACCUGCAUCAAGCCUAGCUAUGCACUAGAUGGGGCUAGGAAUCGGUGCUAGAACAUCACCUCUUUUCUUCAGUUGCAAAGCCCUGAUUUUGGAUAUCGAAAUGAAAAAAGGUGGAUAUCAUACUUCGCUAAGUAAAGCGGUGAGGGGGCUGGAUGUAUAGAAAUCCUUGUUCUGUGACCACAUUGGACAUCCAGCAUCAGACAUUUUUGUUUUGGGUAGUGGGUUUUUGGUUUUGCACACCUUAUUGUUCCUGCUUUGCCCAACAGGUGGAACUACAGACCAAAGCAAAAGGCUGCUCAAACAAAACCAAAGUUGCUGCAGGAUAAUACAUGGCAAUCGCCAUGUAUUAACCUGUAGCAACUUUGCACAGCAGGCAAAAGUCCAUAGCCAUUCAGCCAGGAAGAAACUGACAGUCGCUGCAAAUUUGUUCCUGUUUACACUCGCAAGGUGUAGAAGUGAUUCCUCUAAUUAUGGUAUUAUUUACCCUCUGCUUAGUUUAAUUGUUAUCUAUAUGGCUUUAGCAUACUGAAGAGGCUCGUGACCCGUUGAAUGACUUGGUUGCCCCUGCUGUGUUGAGAGUUAUUCCAGGUGUAGUGCCGUGUGCAGGCAGUUGUGCAACAAGGGAGAGAGAUUGAAUGGUUGGAAGGCUUUUGUCCUAGUUCUGUUGCUUUCUUCCAGUUCGGUUCAGUAAACAUAGGAUACCUUGCUCCAAGUGUUUUGAAAGAAGGAAACAGUGCUUUGCAGAGAUCCUUUGGUUCUUGUUGGCAUCACACCAGGAUGCCAACAAGAACCAAAGGAUCUCCGUGACUGACUUCCACUGUCUUGGGCUAAUUCUGAUCUCAUUGAGGGGUGGGGGUAGGAAGCCUGGAUCAAGGGGAAGAGUGGAGCUAGUAUAGCAUAUAGGCAGCAGCUUGAUACAGCACAUUGGGAGCUACAUUUGAGGAGGUCCCAGCAAGCAGCUAAGAGCAAUGAGACCCACCCUGUACAGCUUGCGACUGCUUCCCUGAAGAGCCUGGUGGCAACUUAAAAACAGGCCUGUGCCUAUUUAGUACCUAUGCAAUAGAUUGUGUGUUAAAUCACUGGGUAGCAGCACCAAUUCCUCAAGACCUCUGGUGAGUAUAGAGGAAGAAAUAGAUUCUUGCCCCAUUUGCUACUGUGGCUUGGAUGAGGAAAGGAGUAGUGGGGGAAAUGCCUGCUCUUUGUUCUACAAACUGCACUGCAAGCGAGAACCCACCUGGCACUGUUGGGGAGUCCUCACCAGAGAGUAACAGGUGAGUGGAACUGUAAAUGCCUCAGUAACUGGAUCUGCAUAGCAAUUGGAUUCGCUUCAGCGCAUCCCACUCUGUUGUUAUGCUGCAAAGCUGAUGAAAUAGUUCUGGAGUUUCAUGGUAAAUGUAGGUUAGGCCCUGAAGCCUGGAUAUACAGUCACUGUGUAGUGGUGAUCCACUUCACCUGCAUCUCGGCAUGACCAUUGGGUACUCUGAAGCGUUGCAUGGCCUCUAUGGGUUUGCUCAUAUUUUCAGGGAACUCCUACAAGGGCAACAACAGCGUGUUCACAACUGGGAUGUGAUCGUACUGUAUUCUCUCUGUACUGUGUCUCAAAACUCUCUGCCAGUAUUCGACUUGAUUAUUCUCUCCAUGUGUUUGCACAAUUUGUUCCUGCAUUGUUCAUCGCCUCAUCCACUAACACUACAGUUGUGACUGAGCAGUGCCAUUUGGCAUGACCAAAUUCUGCAUUAGAACUUCUGUAGCAACAACCAGCCUUGGUCAGUGAAGUCCUCAACAGAAGUUGAAGUUUAUGCACUUUGUAUAAUAUGUCUAUUUAAAAAAAAGAAGUCAUUUAACUUUUUUCAGUAAA